Molecule: messenger RNA, 1877 nt
Organism: Daucus carota subsp. sativus
Lineage: Eukaryota; Viridiplantae; Streptophyta; Magnoliopsida; Apiales; Apiaceae
Product: hexose carrier protein HEX6
Exons: 3
Coding region: 257-1783 (508 amino acids)
Biological process (GO): monosaccharide transmembrane transport
Cellular component (GO): membrane
Molecular function (GO): monosaccharide transmembrane transporter activity
Source: RefSeq, a predicted model, not a curated record
AACCCUAUUUUCGAGCAGGAUAUAUCAAAUUCAAUUUGGUUGAUUAAGCACACUUGUUUUGAUGUUUUAUUACAACAUCAGUCCAAUCAUUGAUAAAGAAGUGUAGUUUGUAUAUAGAUAGACUAGUCAGACUUGGACACCACUUAUAUCUCCCACUCUCUUGUAAUAAGAGCAAUAAGAAGUUGCCCGCAUAUCUACUUUCUGAUCCUGAGAAUUGUGUGGUAGCUAGAAUAAUAAAGAUCUACUGGUAGAUACCAUGGCAGUGGGCAUGGCCAUGAAAGCUGAUCAAGUUGGGCAGUACAACUACAGCAAAAAGAUCACACUCUUUGUUGUAUUGUCAUGUAUGGUUGCUUCCAUGGGUGGUAUCCUCUUUGGCUAUGACAUUGGAAUUUCAGGUGGAGUAACAUCAAUGGAUUCAUUUCUGAAGAAGUUCUUCCCAGAGGUGUACAGGAGAAUGAAAGAAGACAAGGAAGUUAGCAAUUAUUGCAAGUUUGAGAGUGAGCUUUUGACCUCUUUCACAUCAUCUCUCUACAUAGCUGGCCUUGUGGCAUCCUUUGUGGCUUCAAUCAUAAAUGAUUCAUUUGGUCGUAAGCCAACCAUUAUAAUUGCUGGAAUUGCGUUUUUAGCUGGUUCAGGCUUUGGCGGUUGGGGUUAUAAUGUCUACAUACUCAUUCUUGGCCGUGUUUUGCUUGGAAUUGGAGUUGGUUUUGCUAAUCAGUCUGUCCCAUUAUAUCUCUCAGAAAUGGCACCUCCAAAUUUAAGAGGCGCAAUAAAUAUUGGAUUUCAGUUCUGUGUGGGCAUCGGAGUUUUAAUGGCUAAUCUUAUCAAUUAUGGAACUCAAAAAAUUGAGGCAGGUUGGGGGUGGCGAAUAUCACUGGCAAUGGCUGCAGCCCCAGCAUUAGUAUUAACAAUAGGUGCAAUUUUCUUACCAGAAACACCAAACAGCUUAAUUCAGCGUGGAGCUGAUCAGAAAAAGACCAAGCUAAUGCUACAAAAAGUUAGAGGCACAGAUGAUGUUCAAGCUGAAUUAAAUGAUCUCAUCGAUGCAAGCAACAAUACAAAAACAAUUAAAAAGCCAUUCAGAAACAUACUAAAGAGCAACUACAGGCCUCAACUCGUCAUGGCAAUUGCAAUUCCAUUUUUCCAACAGGUAACCGGUAUCAAUGUAAUUGCCUUCUAUGCACCAAUCUUGUUUCGGACAAUUGGCUUAGGUGAAAGUGCAUCAUUAAUGUCUGCUGUGGUGACGGGUUGUGUAGGGAUUGUCACAACAUUCUUGUCAAUGCUGAGUGUUGAUAGACUGGGGCGUCGCACAUUAUUCAUGUUCGGGGGGGUUAUAAUGUUGGUUUCGCAAAUUAUGGUAGGAGCAGUACUAGCUGCUAAACUAGGGGAUGAAGGUGGAAUCAGCAAAGGCUGGUCAUACAUAGUUCUAAUAUUGAUAUGUGUAUAUGUAGCUGGUUUUGGUUGGUCAUGGGGACCAUUAGGAUGGUUAGUUCCAAGUGAGAUAUUUCCACUAGAGAUAAGAUCAGCAGGUCAAAGUAUAACUGUGGCUGUAGGAUUUUUGUUUACUUUUAUAAUUGCUCAAACAUUUUUGGCCAUGCUUUGUCACUUCAAGUCUGGGAUCUUCUUCUUUUUCGGAGGCUGGGUGCUCGUGAUGACACUGUUUGUCCACUUUUUGUUGCCCGAGACUAAAAAUGUGCCAAUUGAACAAAUGGAGAGAGUGUGGAAGGGACACUGGUUUUGGAAGAAUGUAGUCGGAGGAGACAAGUAUAAUGAAGUUACUUGAACAUAUGAUGUAUUUUGUUUAUAACUUUGAGAUUCUGUAAAAAAUUUGAUACAGGAUUAUACUAUACAAUGAAAAGAAUCAAAGUUCCUGAUGA